AUCACUGGGAGGAAACCGCCAUGGGACGAGGAAGUGAGGAAGUGGAGAAGCGAGAGGGGUAAAUAAAGUUCCAGGCUUUACCGCAGAUAUCACCAUGUCAGACACUUACUGUGAUCAGCUGGAGCAGGACACUUGGUUCUUAACCAAUGACCACAGGCUGAGCGCGCAGCUGCUUGAAAAGCUUGUGCUUCAGCUGAACAGGAUCUACCCCAAUGUUUUAAGUGACAAAGAGGCACAGAAAUUCAGGGACGUGAAAGUACCAACAAAGACUAGGCUGGCAGACCUGUUGAGUACCUUAAAAGGGAAAGGAGAAGAGGCUUGUCACGAGUUUUACAGAGCUCUGCACAUCCACACUGAGCAACUUUAUAUCAGCCUGCCCAGCAGAAAGAGCCAGAGAGACGCAACAGAACCCAAUGGGACUAAAAUUCAACCAGACCCCAGGGAGAGAUUUGUGCUAAAUGAAAGGGGUCCAGUGUUCUUCAUCAUCUGCUUUAGUGUUGUUGCUGGUCUGGCAUUGUACUACUACAGCAAUGAAGAGGAUAAAGCUAUUGGAGAUGCCAAGAAGAUACUAGGAUUUACAUCAAUUGGGCUCAGCAGACGAGUCAAGGCUAUGUUAAUAUCCUACGCAGAGGUCCAGUCAAAGAACCAGUAAUGCUAAAAAGCAGCCCCUUGCAUUUGCCAACAACAUUAUGGAGUAAGCACAAGGCAAACCAGCAUGCCAUACCAAAGACUAGGUGAACUGUGUGUACAGCAGUAGGAAAUGCAUUGUUUUUAAGCAUGUAUGUAAUUAUAUAUGAUUUAAAUGAUAUGGGACAACAUCCUAAGCCUUAUAACA
Molecule: messenger RNA, 835 nt
Organism: Polyodon spathula (Mississippi paddlefish)
Lineage: Eukaryota; Metazoa; Chordata; Actinopteri; Acipenseriformes; Polyodontidae
Gene: card19
Product: caspase recruitment domain family, member 19
Exons: 6
Coding region: 95-652 (185 amino acids)
Biological process (GO): regulation of apoptotic process
Cellular component (GO): mitochondrion
Source: RefSeq, a predicted model, not a curated record